GCUUUCAAUGGCUCUCAGUUGCAUUUCCUGUUUAGUAUGUGCCUUUUUGCAGCCACACACACACUCACACACACAGUUCCUGUAAGGCAGGGCUCGCACUUCAGCUGUGCAUUGACGUUAUUUGAAUUCUUCUGCGGGCAUUACGGAGCCCUUUCUGCCUUUUGCACAGUCAGGACAGGGAGAGGGUGCGGAGGAGCAGAUGCAUUCGCUGCCGUGUGGUGUGCAUGCAAAAUGGGCACGGUGCAGGAGAACCGCAGCUGAUUUGCAGCGCAAAAUGAAAUGAAACUUUUGCAGAACUCCGGGGACGAGAUGAAAGGCAAGAAGAGAAACCCUGGGCUGAAAAUUCCUAAAGAAGCAUUCGAGCAACCACAGACAAGCUCCACGCCACCCAGAGAUCUAGACUCCAAAGCCUGCAUCUCUAUUGGCGAGGAGAACUUUGAGGUGAAAGCCGAUGACCUGGAGCCCAUCUCCGAGCUGGGACGAGGUGCGUACGGGGUGGUGGAGAAGAUGCGGCACAUGCCUAGCGGGCAGAUCAUGGCAGUGAAGCGCAUCCGAGCCACGGUGAACAGCCAAGAGCAGAAGAGGUUAUUGAUGGAUCUGGAUAUCUCCAUGAGGACGGUAGAUUGCCCCUUCACCGUCACUUUCUACGGGGCGCUUUUCCGAGAGGGAGACGUGUGGAUUUGCAUGGAGCUGAUGGAUACCUCACUGGACAAAUUCUACAAGCACGUCAUUGAUAAAGGCCUGACGAUUCCUGAGGACAUCUUAGGGAAAAUAGCCGUCUCUAUUGUAAAAGCACUAGAACAUCUACACAGUAAGCUCUCCGUGAUCCACAGAGAUGUAAAGCCCUCUAACGUGUUGAUCAAUACGCAGGGGCAGGUGAAAAUGUGCGAUUUUGGAAUUAGCGGUUACCUCGUUGACUCGGUUGCUAAAACCAUGGAUGCAGGAUGCAAACCCUACAUGGCUCCUGAAAGAAUUAACCCGGAGCUGAACCAGAAGGGGUACAGCGUCAAAUCGGAUAUCUGGAGCCUGGGAAUCACGAUGAUCGAGCUGGCCAUCCUGCGCUUUCCCUACGACUCCUGGGGGACGCCCUUCCAGCAGCUCAAGCAGGUGGUGGAGGAGCCGUCGCCACAGCUCCCGGCAGACAAGUUCUCAGCAGAGUUUGUCGAUUUUACCUCGCAAUGCUUGAAGAAGAAUUCCAAAGAACGGCCAACUUACCCAGAGCUUAUGCAACAUCCUUUCUUCACCCUGCACGAAUCCAAAGAGACAGACGUCGCCUCUUUUGUCAAGCUCAUCCUGGGAGACUGAGAACUGGACUUUAUAUGAAUUGCCCUUCUGUGGACUGGUGGGUGCAGGGGAGGGGCGCGUGGCAGGACUUGUCAUGGAAGCACCAACAGAAAGUCGCCGUGUUUUGUUUUGUUUUGUUUUUAUUCUGAGAAACCCCCGCCUCGCCGAAGUUUUUAAAAGGGUUCUUUGGUAUCCAUAGUGACAUAGAACGAGCUGGUUAGUGAAAUGAAUUUUAAUAAGGUUGGUAACCUUAAAACAAAAACAAAACAACAAAAAAAAAAAUUUAAGAGUGAUUUACAUAUUUAAUGACAGUCAAAAUCCCUCUUCCUAACUUCCUCCUCAUUCCCUUUUCCUUCCUUCUGAACCAGAAUUUGCUUUGUCAUGGUAAUAGGUGCUAUGGUAGUCAUGAAGUUGUAUGUAGAUUUAUAUUUUGUCCCUUCCAUUAUUUUAAUAUUUAUGUUAAGUGCUUGAUGGAAUAGAUUUCUGUUUUAUAUGAGGAUGAAUGUGUGGUGAUGAUGAUGAUGCUAAAUGAGGCCACAGCAAGCAAUAGUCCUAGGGCUUUGCUGGGGAAAAAAGAUGUCAAAGGAAAAGAGAAACAAGUGUCUGUGUUGUGGGUAAUAUUUAAUGUGCAUCCUUAAAAGAAUUUAUAGACAAGGAUUUCAGCUCAGCUCCUCGAGCUGCCUUCACAGGGUGCGAGGCAGCAUCGCUGCGCGGGAGGGAGCCCUGGCAUUCUGUGAGGUCACCUCUCCUCCUGAGGCCGUGCUCCAAGCCUGGGGCAGCCUGAUGCCCGCGGUGCUCUGCCAGUCCCAGGGAAAGCCCCUGCCCUACAUCCCGCCCCUUACCCUGCAGGACUGGGCAGGUGAUGAGGUCUGGCUUGGGAAGAUAUUGUUGGGUGAGUUUCUGGGAUAGGAGUCCCAGAGGGAAACGACUUGUCCGGGACGUUGCACAAAGACCAGGAGGAGCCUGGUCCCCACCUGCCCUUGUGCCUAGCAGCGUUGCAGUGUUGUCUGGGGCUCACCUGGGCUGGGGAUGUGCUGCUUUGGGCCUAAAAGGGCAUUCCUCUCACCUCCUCCAGAUAAGAAGGGCAAACAAUCUACAUAGCGGGACGUCUGAAAAAGCAGAGAUAGCUCAGCGCAAGGGUUUUCAGCACUGCCUCGACAGCAGUCUCCCUGUUUGCCUGCAGACUUUGGAAAUGCUCCCUUGGAGCCUGUGCUGGCACGUGAUUUGGGCCAUGUUCAACUCUGGUUAGGAUGCUGCAGGCAGCCGGGAGCACUGAGCUCUAGCAUGGGCUGCAGGUGUCCCCUCACCAGGGCAGCAGCUGGGAAAACCACACAGGGAAACCACAGCCCACCUGUCCCAGGAGCUUGUUGCUGUUGGCUGAGUCUGCAGAGAAAAGCCGCUAGCCAAGGGCAGGAGCGUGGAGGCUGUCUGGGUGGGAGGGGGAGGGGGAGGAUGGUGAGGCAACUCUGCUUUUAGGUAACAUGGUUACUUUCCAGAGGAGGGGGGGACCAUGCACUGCAAGUCAUUGCUGUGUCUGGAACGAGGCCCCUGGUGCCAGUUUGGGGCUAGUUUGACUGAGCCAGACCUGCACAGCUGCCUCACCGGGCUGUGAGUCCUUUGCCUUUGUCCGUGGCUCCUUCCCCCAACCCUGCAGGGUGCCUGUGUGCCUGGCUGCACUGCAGCCUGCGUGUGUGCCUCGUGCCCCUCUGCAUGCUUCCCCACCCCAGCCAUCAAUUCUGCACAGGCUCUCAGAGCCAAAUCCCAACUGGAAGCAUGACGUGUCCUGCAAGACGGUUGUGCAAGAUGUUAUUCAGCCUGGAAUCCAGCCCUUUCUCUCCUAGCUGAGUGGCUUCAGUCUCCACUGGCGUAGGCUGGGCUUCAGGACUAUCCUGAGCACCCACCUGGGAAGUGAUCCCUUGGAAAGGGCAGUAUUUAGAGCAGGGACCCCUGAAUGGCAGGGUAGUACCACUAGUGCUGGGGACACGCGUCUGCUUUGGAGAGGUGCACACAGACACCGCCAGUGCCUGGGCUGCCACUGCCACCAUCAUGGCUGUGGCUGGCACUGCCCACUGAGGUGGUUGCAAACCCUACAACAGUGCUGCUCUGCCCUGGGGCCAUGUCAUAGAAUAUCCCGACUUGGAAGGGACUCAUAAGGAUCAUCGAGCCCAGCUCCAUACCGAAGGAGAUAGGAGUGUGUUGCAUGUGGAGAUUCACCGAUCCUUGUGCUCCUCCACUGGAGCAGGGCGGGCAGGGUGCAAGUGAUUCCUUGCUGCGAAGAGCUCGUGGUUCGUGCAGGCUUUGGGGAGGAGGUUCCCCUUCCUCAGCCCCUGCUUCACGAGCCUGCUGGCCCCCGGUAACAAUAAGCUCCACAUUUCACUUUGCGUCGAGGAGAACCUUUCGGGUCACACUGUGUUGUGGGUGAAACACAAGGAUGUUUUACUUCGCUCUGUAAUUUUAAAAGGCCUCGCAUGGCUCAUAAUCUGCCCUCUCAUAUUCCGUGGUGUGUGUGUGUGUUUUCUCUCUCUCACUUUCUCAGAGUCACAGAGCUGUUUUGAUUGAUUGUCCUCAGCUGCAGCUUAAAGUCCGGCCAGCCAGUUUAUGGAGUUGGUUCCAGCAUCAAUUCUCGCUUUGAAAAACAUGACAUUUAAAACCACCCUUUGGUUUUCCUACAUAUGGAUCUGAUGCUUUUGUUAAAGAUUGUUUUUGCUACUUUUCUCCUGGAAUAUAAGUCUUGUUUGGACACCGCAUCCCCUUGACCUCACAGCACCUUUAUUUCAGUGCCAUUGUAAUUGACAGGUUGAAUUUAUGAGAUACUGUCAAAGUUCAGUAUUAAUAGCAGAUAUUAAUGUCACCAGCGUUUUCCAAUAGAAAAUUAAUGUCAGUGUUGUCUGCAGCUAGUAACCCUCUAAAAUGAUUCCUGCAUGCCUCAACAGUGCAUGCUGAGUGCUUUCUUUUAUGUCUUUUGCUCUUGCAGUGCUUGGGCUGUCUAAUCCCUUUGUUUUAAUGACAUUACAAUAGAGCAUGCAACAAAUCACUUCACUUCCUCCUGAUUCUCCAUGACUUUGUUCCUUUAACAGUCAUUUACGUCAGCCCAGACUAAGUGUGAAUCCGUAUGACCAGUGUGAGUAAAACCAGUGAUCUGUGUGAUUGCCACUGUGGAAGGUACUUAGAGGAGGAGAGGAAUGCAGAGGCUGCCUGUCUCUGCAUCACUCGUAGUGGACACAAGGCUUGGCCUGAUCCAGGGUGUUCUUAGAGAGAAGCCUGAGCUGGUGGCCUCGGAGCAAGGAGGAGAGCCAGGGACUCCUGCCUGUGAGGUUGGAAAAAAAAAUCGGACUCUUUUCUCUUCCAUUUGAUUGUAACCUCUGUGGAGAUGAAAAGGCUUUGGUCAGUACUCAGAAUCUUUUUCGGAUGUAACCUGAGCACAGGUUUGGCUGGGAGAGGCUUGAUUUGUGGGAUAUUAAGCGCUUCCCAGCAACCAUGCCCCAUGCCCUGGUGUUGAGGCUUGAAGCUGUUCUUCCAAAGGCUCUUUUGUUUUCAGACAGUGCAGAACUGUGGGCAGCACGCAGGGUGUUAGAUAGUCCCGAGUCAGGAUAUUUAAAUUGCAGAAGCAGCAGGUCUCAUGCCAUGGACCUAAAACAAACCCAAACACCCCAGGGAGUAAAGAGGAGUGAAAAGCUGCCCAGAGCUCAGCACCGAGCCAUGGCUUGGACCAGUAGUGUGAAUUAAUUCCAGCACAGUGAGACAUUUGCAAGGCAGGGCCUCUCUGCUCCUCUCUUCUCAGCCACAGCAGUGGUUAUCUGGCUGUGUGAGACAUACACAGCCCAUCCUCAUGGCAGGAAGAGAGAGACCACAGGGGCAUGAUGUUCAUCAUCUGUUUUUCUCCAACGUGCCAAAUUCCUUACAACUCCUGAUGUUCUUGCAACCUCCUCCAUGCUUGAGGUUUGGCCAUUUCUAGGGGUCUUGAACUGUGGCUGGCAGGAAGGCUUCUUUCUGGGUCCCCAAGAGCCCACUGUCCCUUAAUCUUGAUGGAGAAGUUGGAGGGCAUUUGCUGGUUACCAUUUUCAAAGGCCAGGUUCCUGCUGCUGUGAUGGGUGGGAACGUCCAUCUUCUCUGGAGAUUUUCCAGGUGUGCAAAAGUUCACACAGAUAGCUUCAUAUUGUAUUUCUGCAUUUUUUCCUGACUUCUCUUAGGUUUAGUGGCAGGGUAAGAGGCAUUUCUCACUUGUCAGAGAGGCGCGACUGCUGUUUCUGGAGGCACUUGGUGGAUCACUACUUAGACAUAGCACUUAAAAUAAUUCAGUGCAGUUGAGCUCGCUGUUCUUUGACUGGUGGGGAAGGAGGUGGUUGUGUGCCUGUUGGGUCAGUGUUAGUUGUACUUUGACUUGGUGGGAAGGGACUCCAGGGCCCUCAGCCAUGUGGCGGUGUGAUGCCUAGUUCCAAGGACAGAGAUACCCCCACACACAGCUUUAGACGGGAUUUCUCCAUGUUUGCAGACGUGAAGCAUGUACCUGCACAUUUCUCUUCUUUCCUAGACGUUUUGGAAGAGGAAAUCCCACUCGGCUAAUGCAGCGUUGCUUUAGUGGCUGGUCUGGUGUAGUUCAGACAAGGUUCCCACCAGCUCCCUUGUUUAAUAGGCCUCUUUUUUAUUAAAAACAAAACCCAAACUCCUCUGUCAGUAAAGCCAGCCAAGAUGCUCUUUUUUUUUCUCUCUCUUCCAUCUUGUUCCUCUUAGAGGAACUCUGGGAGCCAGUCUUGGUGCUUUCACUCUUUCACAUGCCAAAGAUUGCUACAUCCCUCUUAGUUACGCUCCUGCCAAACCAGAUCUUAUAGUCCUGCCUCAAGAAUCAUCCACUUCCCUGCUCCUUGGGGUUCCUUUUGUUGCUGUUGCUUUUUCAUUGAAUUUCCUCAUGUUUAUUGACAUGUCUAUUGUUGAGCUUCCUGGACACAUGCAGCUCUCUUUUUCAGAUACAGAGAAAGACAAAUAGUUGCCUUCGCUGGUCAGCCCCCGCUGUUGGGGAAAUACUGCUGGUGAUAUGAUUCUUGCAGGUGGGGAUGGCUCUCGUUUAGAGCUAGGGUCAUGGAGGGUGUAAACUGGCAUUGCUCCAUUGGCUUUGCUGGAAUAAGGCCAGUUUUGUCCAGCUGAGAAUCUGUCCUUAAUGUCUAAACAGUUAUUACAUACUAAUAAAGAUUAAUGAUUGUAAAUCCCCACAGAUUAUACGUAAAAUGGCAAGUUUUACUCAUUAAUCUUUAUUGCCAUAUUAUAGCUGUUUAUGUUAGAGGAGUUAUCUCUCUCUGUUCUGAACAUGCACUUAGGAGGAAGGGGCUGAGUGUGGGGGAGAUGGCGGGUGGACAUAACAGACCAGAUGUCCAUGUGUUUUACAGUCUGUGUCCUCUCCCCCAAGUUGCUUAUUUCCUUGAAAGCCUUUAACCAGCAGCAAAGGAUGUAUCACAGAGCUUUGUCUGCUUCUCUGGCCUCUGGCUGAGCUAUAAAAUCCAGAUUGUUUCUGGUGAGAAGGGAUCAGAUCUCCUAAUUAAUAUUUCAGCUCAGCCUUUACUGGAGCAGAUGGAUAAUAUGAAACUUGACGAGCGCUCUGGCAGGCCUGAGGUCUGCAGUGCGCUGAGAUUCACUGUCCUGGUCUGUGGCUGGAAGAGAUACUUCCUGGGCAGUAUGAAGCAAUGUUUCAGGCUGAAAGGAUGCAGCUCCUUCACGGAACCCCACACUAUAAAAGCAGUUGAUUUUGUUAUUAAGGAGGGCCAGAAAAAGCUCACUUGAAUCUCAGCUUUUAUGUUUGGAGAUGAGCAUAGACCCAGCUUGGAGGUGGUGGUGCCAGUGGUCUGCACUGUGUAAAUGAAAAGGAGUCUGAGGAGAGUGUCGUAAACUGCAAGGGUGGUUUUAAUGGCAUAAGGACAAACUGAGUGCUCUUUUGAGCAGCUGUUGUUUGUCCACUCUGCCAAGGAAGUUGACUGAGGAGAGCUCAGCAGACAGAGAGUAAUGGAUUUAGGUGAUGCAUUUUGUCACAUGUCCCAGAUGCCACUGCAAAAGAAACUGCCUGCAAAAGAAACGAAAUUUAAAACCCGAAAGAAAACCACAGGGAAGAACUGCAAGCGAGCUGGUGGUGGUGCCUGCUGUGGGGCCUCAUGCAUUGCUGCUUCCCCCAUUGAGCUUGUCAGUGAGCUUCAUUGGGCAUAAAUGAUGGGAAAGGCUUGGGAACUACCUCUGUAGCUGAGAAAGAAGAGGGUAGAUAGUUUAAGAAGUAAAUUAGAUAUUCCCAUCUUUUGGUUAGCUAUGUUUAUAACCUCCACAGGAACAAAGGGACCUGUGCUGCGGACAGUGCUGUUCCCCUGGGAAUGAUUGUGGCUGCGUGACAUGUGCUGCAUGGCCUGCUUUAGUACACUGCUGGGUGGCUAGCCAGCUCUUAGCCUCCACUGACCUCUUCCCUACAGUCACCAUUACAUUUUGCAUUUUACUGUCUGGGAUUUUACUAGCAGCCUUUUUUUUCAGGUGGUUGGGCAGAGGGGAGGCAAGGGAAAGGGGCCUUUGGGUGAGGAAGGUGCUGCCUGUGUGCUAUCCAGUGCCUGCCCGCAGGUAUCCAGCUGAGGUGAGAGCUUCCCUGAGCCGCUGGAAUACUCCCUGACAUGUGUUCUUGCUUCUCUGCCAUCCCAGGAAAAAUCCCUGCUGGAAGCGGAGCAGCCCCAUGGCUCGCCCUUGCCGGCAGCCAGCCUGCAGGCCGGGCAGAGUUUCCUUCCUCGAAAGGCUCUUGGGUUUCUCUAAACGAUGGGGCACCACUCCAGCGGCUGCGAGGUACCGCGGGGAUAAGCUGGGAAAUGCUUGGAAACGUCUUAAACGCGCUGGAAAUAGAGAUGGAAAUCUCGGAAGAUCAGACGGCUUUCGGCAAUUUCCAAAGCUGUGUGGUUUUAGCCAGACCUGAAAACCCUUCCUAGAAGUUUAUUUCGGGGUAUUUUGGUAUGUUACUUUCGCUUUUGGGCCCAGCUAAAUCCAGGAAGCUCGGAAUAGUGUAAUUUUAAAAUAGAGAAUAAACACACCCACCCCGAGUAUUGCUGAACAGAUCAGGAAGAUUCGUGUUUGGUUUCUUACAAAGGAAUAAUUCAGGCCAGCUCAGCGUUUAUCCUAAUUCAGUCUGGUUCUGCCCGAAAUUAUUACUCUUUUUGAGAAAAUAAGAGAUCAGACUAUAGUCUUUCCAUAAUGCCAUGACCCAGCAUGCGAGGGUCCGAAUCAGAUAAUGCCAGCAGGAAGCUGGAGACAAGUGCAGUGGGGAGAGGUGGCGAGCACUGAGAGCUGGAAGGAACAGGAUGGCCACAGGCACAUUCACAGCCUCCAAAAACAUAGGUAGAAGCAGAUCCUCCAGGUUUAUGCAUGAUGGAAGCAUCAGGGUCUGCCGUGUCACCUUUUUUUUUUGUCUGUUCCUCUUAUAAAGACCUUUCAGCCAUCUCAGAGUGUCCGGGAACAACAUGUGAGUCUCUGGUAUCUCUCAGCUCAACUGUGUGCUUCUUUUCAGGAAGGAUACUGGGAAGAGUGGGAAGGCACCUGGUGACUCCCAGUUAGAGAGCCAGAGUGAAGAGGUGUAUAUUAAGUGCCUUGCAGGAGCCAAAAAUGUGUGUUUAAAGAAUUACAGCCUGUGGUGUUGGCUGUUGGGACUGAAUUUAUCAUAUACAGGUGCAGCUGCAGAAUUCUCCAUCCACAUUUUGCCCGCAUUUAGUUGUGAGCCUUCCGUAAAUACAGAAUGAAUCUUUGAGUCAUAGAAUGGCUUAGGUUGGAAGGGACCUUAAAGAUCAUCUAGUUCAAACCCUCUGCUGUGGACAGGGCUGCCAAGCACCAGAUCAGGCUGCCCAGGAUCCCAAACAAUGGCCUGAGGCACCUCCAAGGAAAAUGUCUAAUAACAGCCCAUGCUGCUUGAUGGGCUUAAGUCAAGGUGGGGCUCUGCAGACAGAAAAAAGCCAUAGCAUCACCAAACCCAGAGUCUGGCUCCAAACAUUUCUCAUAUAAUCUGGGUGUGUGGUGAAUUUCCAGAGCUCUACCACCAUUUUGUGUUCUCCAUAGUCAUGAGUCGAGUGGCUUGUGUUUGGUGGUGGCUGUCACCAUGCCUGGGGCUGCUGGAAAUUGUCACGACAUCCACAACUGUUGGAAUUUGGCAUUUAUUUGUUAAUAGCAAAUGGGGAAGCUGCUAAAUGUAGCGUCUCGCAAACUGAGGAUAUGUUGGAGUAAAACUUGUCAUUUCUCUGUCUAAAAAUGUCCCAAGUCUUCAAUUUAUGGAAUGACGGUUUUAAUGGCAAAGAUCCAUGUUUGGCAUCAAAAUUCAUGAAAUUUGUAGAGUUUCUGCCUCAGUGUGUGAAAUCUACUGUCUUGAGAUGGUGGGAAGUCUGUAACGAGAAUAUUUUUAUGUAUUUUAAGUUAAAAAAAUGAAAAAGAACUGAGCUGAAUGGAAAAGCAACCGCUUCCCAGUGGUGUGCUGGUGUUGAAGAUGGCACAGCCAAAGUGGCUGUGUUCUGAGCACCUUAAAAAAGAGAAGACUUCCAACCUGCUGAAAUGCAAGUCAUUUUGUUUCAUUGGUUAUUUUCCUUCUUUUUUUCUUCUUUUUUUUUCUAGUAACGUCAUUUAUUUCAUAACUGUGAAAGUCUCAGCUUUUCCUUACAUGUGGAAGGCUGAUUAUUCUUUCUCAUGUUCUUCUUAUUUAUUAUUUAUCUCUUUCUGGUACUACCCAAGAUGUGCUGGAAGUAUCUCCCAGCCUGCCCUCGAGCUAUAUUGAAUCACUGUGGUAUCUGCUGACAGCUGGGAUAGCAAAUGUCAGUAGAUGGCUAAUUAUUAUUUUAAAUCAUGUUUAUAGCAGUUUAGAUUUUCUUUCAGUGACAUGGUUUGCUCUGGAAUUAGAGAUGAGGAUAAGUAAUCUUUUUUUUAAAAAAAUCGUAUUUUUCACUUCUUCUUUAAGCAUCUUGGAGUCUUCUGAAUAAACCUGCUCACCUUUGUGUGGUUUUAAUAGGAGAAGCACCGGCUGGGUUGUAAUGGUUCUUUCCAGAGGGGAUUGAGUAGCACCAGAGAUGGUUUUAGCUGCUAAAAUGCUUGGUGCUCCAACCCUGAGCGCACUGGAAUUCCAAGAAAAUUGUCCACCUGAAAAUUACAAACUGUUUUGUGAUGAGCUGGGUUAGUCCAAGCUUCCUGUCAGGUUCUUCUAUAUCAGGAGCCUGGAGUUCCCCAUCAGCCCUCAGGUCAGGGAUGCUCGGGGCUGCCAGGAAUGCACUGGAGGUGCUGAGGAAUGGAGCACCGAUGGGCAGCACUGGGGUAAAAUCCCAAACAUGAGACCUGUGGGAGGCCGGCAGGGAUCUCCCAGGCAUGGCCUUCUUGUUCUUUCCGCUCCCUUCCUCCACUUUGCAAAGGUACCUUGCUGCUCUGCUGCUUCCAAAGCUGCCCUGGCCGUGCUGAUAAGAAACGCUGUGAUGCAUCUGUUUUCCAACAGCUUGUGUUGGUUUUCUGGUUUGUUUUUUCUUCCCCCUAUGCAUAAGAAGUAUUGGGUAGCAGAAUGUGGAUUUCAUUAGAAGUUCAUAAAGCAGGGACCUCAGAAGGAUGUGGGUAUAAAUGCUUUUCAGGCAUCGGAGGUGAACUUUAAAUGGAGCUUUGGCCCUCAUUUGCUUUCUGCUUUUCAAAUACCAUUUAUGAGAAAGCGGAGCUGUCAAAGCCAUGCAUGAACUUUGCCUUCUUGUGAGUAACUUGUCUCCAAUUGUCAAAAUGCACAAGAAACUUGUCUCAAAGUAAAUCUGGUAGCUCCACAAAGCUGUGAGUGUGUGUGCCUUUGUGUGUGGCUGGGUGGGUGCUGGGUGCCAUUCCGCCAUUUCAGUGAUUUAAAAAACACAAUGCAGAGUGUUUUUAAAAAGAGCAAUUAAAACGUUUUAUUUCUUGGCAAAAGUACGUCAGACCACAUCUCCCAUCGUUCUUUUAAUUGCUUCGUGUUUGUUUGCGUUGCCUCAGUCUUUGCUGGCCUGUUUCCUCUGCAGCACAGCCCAGAGCCUCACACAGCCCCGCUGGCAGUGAAGGAGUGGGGGGAAUGGGAAAUAGGGUGUUAGGGGAAGGGCAGGGCCACGGAAUGGGAGUCAUUGUCACUUUUUAGCUUGUUGCGGUAGCUCUGUCCUCAUCAGAAUCAAAACUUCCCACAUCCUAACAUAAGGCCCCAGAUCUCAGCUUUGUGCAAGGAGAUGGAGAAAGGAAGUUUUGAGUCCCUGCACUUCUCACCCUGGCUUGGGCAGUCCUUCUGAACACUGCUGGAGGUUUAUUAACAGCAGCAUCACGCUGGGGGAAGGCACACACUGCAGAGUGCUUCAGUGGUCACCCGCUGCCAGCCCCUGAGACCUCGUGUCAGUGCAGUCUGAAACACUUAACCUGUGUUGUCUUCAUUCAUCUCAAAGCCGCUCCUCGUCCUGUGGAGGUGAUAAAUAGUAGGAAACUGACAGUAGGACCAUGUGCGUAACGCUAGAUAGGCUUUUAUUUAAUGUUGUUGUUUUAAGGAGAUGCUUUUAGGACCCGUGUUGUAUUGGAUUAAGGAUAUCGGUGGAACAGUUGAACUGGUAUUCCUUAACCGGACCCAGAUCCUUUCCCUCUGCCCUCUUCAUUUGGAAAAAAAAAAAAAAAAUUAGAUUGGGAGAAUAUAUUUCUCUUGAAAACAAACCCACGACCCUGUUGGUGGAAUACGUUGAUCUUUACUACGCUUCAGUUUUAUUUCUCAGGAUAUCCAAAGGUUUAUCACUGCUGCUCAGAGAAGGGGACAGUACACCUUUUUGAAACUUCAACCACUGUAACCCAUUUUCCAGAUGUGUGUGUGCGCGCGUGUGUGUUCAACUCAGCACUGUGUGUGCGUGUGUUCUGCUGAUUAUUGUGUGCAUCUAUGAAAUGCUUCAAACAACUGCCUGGAAGUCAAAACCAACCACCUCUUUCCAGUCAUGUUUGCCGUGACUUUUCAUAACCACACUUGAACUAGUGGUCUUGGAUUAAAUAUUCAAAGAGCAGGGCAUCUUUAUAGCAAUGGUAUGUCAGUCAAAUUAAGAAAAAUGUACACAGAAAUAAAUAAAUUAAAUUUAAAAAUGA
Molecule: messenger RNA, 12372 nt
Organism: Numida meleagris (helmeted guineafowl)
Lineage: Eukaryota; Metazoa; Chordata; Aves; Galliformes; Numididae
Gene: MAP2K6
Product: mitogen-activated protein kinase kinase 6
Exons: 12
Coding region: 280-1305 (341 amino acids)
Biological process (GO): MAPK cascade; protein phosphorylation
Molecular function (GO): MAP kinase kinase activity; ATP binding
Source: RefSeq, a predicted model, not a curated record